AUGGCUUUCGAGGACAAUCUUCGUGUCCAAUUGACAGCUCGUCUGAAUGAGUUUGUCAAUCGCGCCAGGAGCGUCAUCGCCACCGGCACGCCGACCGAGACUUAUCAAUUCCAGUGCCAAACCCUCGAUUCCCGUAUGCAACAGGAGAUCGGACGCAUCAGAGAGGGUAGCACGCCGCUCGAUUACCAAAAGCAGACUCAGAAGAUGAUGCAGCUUGGUAUAGAGAAGGCCAGAUUGAUCCAGGAGCACAAGGACACUUUCUCUGCGAAGCAGAAGGAAUGGCUCGAAAACGUAGCAUCGGCCAUAGCCGGCUUUUCCAACGAGUAUCUGACGCUGGGUUUCGUUCCAGCCAAUGAAUGUUCUUCACAAGGAACCGAUCCUCCAUUUGAGAGCAACUCUGAGAUAUCAAGGCAGGCGCGUGGCUCCCUUGAAGACACCACUGUUUGUCCACGGGUCAUGGUUUCUCCACUCCCAGAAAGCUCUCAAAGCCCAGCCAGAGAAUCAAUUCGCCACUCGGAAGCCGAGGAGGUCCAGAACAAUGUCGCGUCACCUGAGAACAACCGCCCGCGACGUGCUAGCACCAUGAACAAGCGUCGAUUCAGCGAGCCGACCCGCACCGUCACCACAAUAGCUUUCGACGAUGUGUAUCAGGAUGGGCAGGCAGUAAUCAAGUACACAAUAAUCGAAUGCGAACAUUCGCUUACCACUGACGCGAGUGUGGAAGGACGCUGGUGGAUCUUGCGCUGUGAGGAGCACGCUCUACAUUACGCAUUUGCCAAGAGGGGAAACCGCUCAGGGCCUACCAGACAUCUCAUCCAGAAACAUGGAGAAGACAGCCCAGAUUGCGAAAUCAACAGGCACAUCGACGUUUUCGGGGUGCUUGUGUUGGGAUGCACCGCUGAGCUUGCCAAGAAGAAUAAUGACGAUGUCGAAGCCGCCAUCUCGAAUGGGUAUGACCCGAAGACAGCAGCGAACUCUGAACCCGUCAGUGUGCGAAAGAGACGCAAGACAAGCUCUGAAAACGAGGGAGCUUCUGGCAACCAACCAAUCCUCGACCCCGAGUUUGGCAAGCUAUAUAUGGCGCGCUGGGGGACUCAGAUGUUUGUCGUCGCGCUUCUUCCGCUUCGCAAGUUAUCGACAUUGAUCCCACCCAGGGAGAUGGACGUAUUAAUGAAGGCCCCUCCAAAAUGUUACAACUAUGACAAAGAGACGGGACUGCUUAGCAGAUGGGCUCCUGGCUUCGAGGAUGGUGGUCCCAAGGUCAAGCAGAGAGCGUUUCCUUUCCGAUGUUUUGACAACACCGAGGAUAUCGGCCAAUGCAGCUUUGCCUUGGUCAAGGCUUCGAGCCUUCAUGAGCUUGAUAUGUCGAAAGUUUCUCCACAAUAUCAUUCCGUGGUCCAGGAGUACGAGGAGAAGUUUUUGGAACGCGAUGCUCGCUUCAAUGACUCUGAUUACUCGGACGGCAUUAGCGACACCAGCCGCCUCCAGACACCCGAACCAACCGAGGACGCUGCCAUUGCCGAACAACUCCAGAGCGAGAUUCCUAUGUCCAAGAAGCCGACCGGCAUCUCCGAAUGGGCGGGUGCUCCUCCCGCCUCCGAGGGCGGAUUCGCCUUUGCACACGGCGAGUUCUUCGCAGAGGCCACGGGUCAGAACCGCCAUCGCCGUGCCACCAUCCCCGAGCUGAAGGAGCAGAUCGCGUCCGGUACUGACAAAGACCAUCCCGCCCACUGGUUCGAGGCUCAGCUCCUUCACUACGGCCUCAAGCCAUCAAAGACAAAGUCGGUGGCCCGGAUGCGCCUGCUCGACGCUGUCAAUGGUAGCGACCUGGCCGUCCCAGACCACAUCUCCAAGUUGGAAAAGAAGCUCAAGACUGCAUGGACCAAAAGCGAGAGGGAAGCUAAGAAGACAGCCAUUACCCCGGCUGCGAGUAAAGCCCCCGUUAGCAGUGCCAAGGCUACAGGAGGAGUGAAGAGAAAGGCAGAGCCUGAGAAGUCAACCCCACGAAAGAAACCUACGGCAAGCCAGCCUGCUGCAAGCAAGGCCAAGCCCGCUCCUGCGAAGCCAGAUGAGCCUACACCGAACAAGCCCCGAGCGAAGCAGACGGCCAAGCGUGGCGGCAUUGCUGCAAGCGGGCAGAGUCGAAGCUCUCCUGUCACCACUGCAUCACCAGCUUCUGCAAUGCCAAGGCAGACAGCCCGUCGCGGUGGUGUUGCUGCGAGCGGACCAGGUCGAAGCGCUCCGAUUGCCUCUACAUCGCAGGCAUCCACCAGGCCGAGACAGACGGCCCGUCGUGGCGGAUCUUUCGCGACUGGGAGAAAUCCGCCUUUCCAAUCAAAGGGCUUUUCUCCAGGAGCAAUUGAGCUCUCAAGCGACGACGACGAUCCCCCGCCACCAUACAGCAUGGUCGAGGAUAAUGAACUCGCCCCCCUGGGACUGCUGAACGGAGAUUACCACAUUCGCAGCUCAGACGUGACAGAGCAAUGGUCCCAUCUCGGUUCCGAGUUUGACUUGACCCUCACCAUAUCCGGCAGGCAGCUCUGGGGUCGCUUCGAUCUGGGUGUCAUUGAAGGGAUCAUGCAUUUCUCUGAACGACCCUGGGCUUCGUCUGACGAGGGUGUAUCGUUCACCUGGCGUGGCCGCGAGAACGAGGGACCCAUACUCUAUGGUGGCCGCAACAAGGGCGAAAUUCGGUUUCUGGGCGGUGGUGUCAUCGAGGGUCGAUUCGACUACCAACGCAUUGAAUUCCACGGUCGCAGGGUGCCCGAUCAAGGAACAAGGAGCUCUGUUAGCGCGUCGGAUAUGGAGCGAGAAUGGGAUGAUUAUAAUGAGGAUCGGUAUGAGCAAGAGAAUCGAUCUCGUUGGUGGUAG
This is a messenger RNA of Clonostachys rhizophaga, 2871 nucleotides long. NCBI's taxonomy places the organism in Eukaryota, Fungi, Ascomycota, Sordariomycetes, Hypocreales, Bionectriaceae. The record is from the annotation of a GenBank genome assembly.